CCUUGAUGAGCAAGCUAUUUAUUAUUUAAAACUCUAUUUCACUACUACUACAUCGUACAAGUCAAUAAUGUACAUUGAACAUUGAACUGAUUUUUUACCGACUAUCCAUUUAAACAAUGGAUUAUCAAUUUGCUUUCAAAUCAUUAUAAAGACAAUAAUAAUAAUCAUAAUUAUAAACAAUGUCUAACGCUUCUACCUCAUUAAAUAAACUUAAUUCUACUACAAAUGCAACCACAAAUUCUUCAUCAUCAUUCGACACUGAUCCAUUUGUUAUUGAAUUAACAAAAUCAUUUCAUGUUAUCAACAAACCAUUAGCUGUAUUCUUAUUUAUAUGUGUAUGUAUUGCAUGUUUAUUUUUUAUAAUUAUCAUUUUAUUAUGUGUACGUACUUGUAUUCGACGUAAAUAUGUCCCUAGAGUAUUACGUAAACGUCCAAAAGGCAUUUAUGUCGAUGAAAUACCUGGAUUGGUACAAUCAAAAGAACAACAUAAAUAUGGUUCAUUUGAAUAUUCACUAGAAUACAAUAUUGAUCAUAGACAAUUGAAAGUUGGUGCAUUACAAGCCAAUAAUUUGAUUGGACCAAUUAGUUCUGAUUCAUUGGAUCCUUAUGCUACAGUGACAUUAGCUAAAUAUGAUGGACAUAAUUUACGUAUUAUUGGUAAACAAGAAAAAACCAAUGUUGCAUUGAAAACCAAUCGACCAGUAUGGAAAAAAAUAUUCACUUUUGAUUUAGAUGAACACGAGUUGAAUAGUACUGUCAUGAUAUUUGAAGUAUUUGCUCAUGAUAGUAUAUGUCAAGAUGUUAGUAUUGGUAAACUAGAAGUUUACCUGAAAGAUGAAGAUCAUGAAGAAUAUGCUGGUAAUAUAAUUGAACGAAUUGGUUGGUUAACUGCUGGAACUAGUUCAAAAUUUGGUCUUGGUGAAUUGUGUAUCGGUUUAGGUUAUUACCCGAAUCAAAAUCUCCCUCAUUUAGAUGUAUGUAUUUAUGAAUGUAGACAGCUGAAUUUAAGUGAAUUAUUGCCAAAAUCUAAACAACAUGAAUUAGAUAUUUUAAUAUUAUUUAAACAUAAAAAGCAUCAUACCCUGUAUCGACAAAAAACAUACAGACGUAAAGAAUUAGUCAAUCCAUAUUUUAAUCAAAAAAUCAAUAUCCCGUUGAAAUUCCAUCAAGCUAAUAACAAUACUACUAGUACUACUGGUAGUAGUAGUAGUAGUAGUAGCAGUAAUCAUAAUCAAAUUGAACAAUUUCAUGUGAUUUGUCAAUUAAGACAUGUGAAUCGUUUACAUAUGAAACAAGUAUUAGGCACUGUGCAUAUUGGAUUGAAUUCAUCACAAGCUAGUGGAAUUAAACAAUGGGAAGAAAUGAUUAAGAGUCCAUCGAAAGUACAUGUGAUGUGGCAUUCGAUUGUACCGGCAUAAUUUUCACAAUUAAUCAAUCAAUCAUUGAACUGAAUUGAAUUGAACUGAAUUGAAUUGUUUCCUGUUGUUACUGCUGUUUGCUACUUUCAUUUCAAUGAAUACACAUUGACCAGUAUUGAACAAUGAUAUUGAAACCAAGUUAUUUUACAUUGACUAUUGAACGUUGUAAAUCAAGUAUUGUCAUUGUGAUUGUUUUUAUUCUUAAAAAUUGCAAUAAUAAUAACAAUAAUAAUAUAUGUUUUGGG
Schistosoma turkestanicum is the source of this 1663-nucleotide messenger RNA. NCBI's taxonomy places the organism in Eukaryota, Metazoa, Platyhelminthes, Trematoda, Strigeidida, Schistosomatidae. The record is from the annotation of a GenBank genome assembly.